Molecule: messenger RNA, 1302 nt
Organism: Didymodactylos carnosus
Lineage: Eukaryota; Metazoa; Rotifera; Eurotatoria; Philodinida; Philodinidae
Source: the annotation of a GenBank genome assembly
AUGAACGGCUAUUUGCAUCGUCCAAGUCAAAUUGGUAUACUAGCGUGUGAAUUAUAUGUUCCACCGUUGUACGUUGAUCAAGCCGAAUUAGAAGCGUAUGAUGGUGUAUCACAAGGCAAAUAUACGGUGGGUUUAGGUCAAUUGAAAAUGUCAAUAUGUAGCGAUCAUGAAGAUAUAUGUAGUCUAUGUUUGACAGCUUUACAACGUUUGUUAGAUGAAACGGGUGUACAUCCACAACAUAUUGGAAGACUGGAUGUUGGUACAGAGACAAUUUUGGAUAAAGCAAAAAGUAUUAAAAGUUAUUUGAUGCAAUUAUUUGUUGAACAUGGCAAUAGUCAAGUAGAGGGUGUUGAUAAUUUGAAUGCAUGUUACGGUGGCACGGCAGCCUUAUUCAAUGCCAUUCAUUGGUGCGAAUCAUCAUUUUGGGAUGGAAGAUAUGCUGUCGUUGUGAUGGGUGACAUUGCCGUUUAUUCAAAAGGAAAUGCAAGACCAACAGGUGGUGCGGGAGCGUGUGCCCUUUUGAUUGGACCCAAUGCCCCAAUUGUAUUUGAAUCGGGUUGUCGUUCAACUCAUAUGGAACAUGUUUAUGAUUUUUACAAGCCCGAUUUAACAUCAUCAUAUCCCUAUGUGGAUGGUCAACUAUCUGUUCAAUGUUUCAUUCAAUCAUUGGAUCUGUGUUAUUCAUCUUACUGCACAAAAUCACAGAUGAAUUUAGAUAAUUCAUCGGCAACAUCAUCGAAAGAAGUGAAUUUAAGUUCAUUUUUGGGUGUCUGUUUUCAUACACCGUACUCAAAAUUAGCACAAAAAUCUUUAGCAAGAUUAUACCUGAAUGAUUUAGCAAGACAAUGUUCAUACAUUCAAUCACAAGAACAAUUAGAUAAAUACAAAAAUAUCGAUUUACGUGCGUGUAUUGCAGAUAAAAAUGUGGAAAAAGAUUUAUUAGAAUGGAGUCGUGAGUUAUUUGAACAAAAAACAUUGCCAGCACUUCAUUUUUCCAAAAAUAUGGGAAAUAUGUAUACGCCAUCGUUAUAUUUUAGUUUGUUUUCAUCGAUUGCAAGUCAUUCGUGUGAUGAAUUAUAUGGUCGUCGUUUUCUAUUAUUUUCUUAUGGAAGCGGUUUAGCUUCAUCCAUGUAUUCUCUCGUGUGUCGUCGUGUCCAUGAAACACGUUUUACUCUAUUAUCCAUACAGCGCAGUAUACAACGAGCGAAACAAAAAUUAGAUCAACAACGAAUUCGUCUUCCACCAGCUUCAGUUGAUCAAUUAUUAGAGAUGCGAGAACACAGUCAACAUAAAGGUAAAUAG